Messenger RNA from Gossypium arboreum, 2017 nucleotides. Its product is annotated as glucan endo-1,3-beta-glucosidase 3-like. Gene Ontology annotation, biological process: carbohydrate metabolic process. Gene Ontology annotation, molecular function: hydrolase activity, hydrolyzing O-glycosyl compounds. Gene Ontology annotation, cellular component: plasma membrane. The record is from RefSeq and is a predicted model, not a curated record. Lineage: Eukaryota; Viridiplantae; Streptophyta; Magnoliopsida; Malvales; Malvaceae. The coding region runs from base 224 to 1753 and encodes 509 amino acids. The transcript is spliced from 4 exons.
AAACUAACAAAAAUCCCUGCUUCCUUACAACUAAACAAAAACAAAAACAUAAAGGCCCCUCUCUAGCCACUUGUUUUCUAUUUCCACUUCCAAAAUUUCUCCUCCUUUUUCCCACUGUUUUUUCAAUCUGGGGUUCUUUUGUUUUUGGCGUCUGUCCGGUUCUUUUUGCGCUCCAACUUAAUACCUUUGUAUGGUUUUCAAAGAUUGAAGCUUUUCACUCAAAAUGGCUAUUUUACUGCUGCUAUUGCCUCUGCUUGUUUCAGCUGUUUAUGGUGAUGAAAAGGCCUUUAUCGGAGUGAACAUUGGUACGGACCUUUCCGACAUGCCCAGCCCUACUCAAGUGGUAGCCCUUCUCAAGGCUCAGAAUGUCUGGCAUGUGAGGCUUUAUGAUGCUGAUCGAGCUAUGCUCCUUGCACUUGCCAACACAGGUAUCCAAGUGACUAUCUCUGUCCCCAAUGAGCAGCUCCUUGGUAUUGGUCAGUCGAAUGCCACUGCAGCCAACUGGGUGGCUCGCAAUGUUAUAGCCCAUGUCCCUGCCACCAACAUCACAGCAAUAGCUGUUGGGUCCGAAGUACUAACUGCGCUCCCAAAUGCUGCUCCUGUCCUAGUUUCUGCCUUAAAGCUUAUCCACUCUGCCCUUGUUGCUUCAAAUCUUGACAGUCAAAUCAAAGUCUCUACACCACAUUCAUCUUCAAUUAUUCUGGACUCUUUUCCACCUUCUCAAGCCUUCUUUAAUCGUUCAUGGGAUCCUGUCAUGGUUCCAUUACUAAAGUUUUUGCAGUCUACUGGGUCGUACCUUAUGCUCAAUGUAUAUCCGUAUUAUGAUUAUAUGCAAUCAAAUGACGUGAUCCCGUUGGACUAUGCUCUUUUCCGGCCCCUCCCUCCAAACAAAGAAGCUGUGGAUGCUAACACACUUCUGCAUUACACUAAUGUCUUUGAUGCUAUUGUUGAUGCAGCAUAUUUUUCAAUGUCAUACUUAAACAUCACCAAUGUUCCGAUUGUAGUCACCGAGUCUGGUUGGCCUUCUAAGGGUGAUUCAUCUGAGCCUGAUGCUACGGUUGACAAUGCUAAUACAUACAACAGUAACUUGAUCAAGCAUGUAAUUAACAACACUGGGACUCCUAAACAUCCUGGGAUUGCAGUUAGUACUUACAUUUAUGAGCUUUACAAUGAGGAUUUGAGACCUUCGCCACUCUCGGAAAAGAACUGGGGGCUAUUUGAUGCCAAUGGAACACCGGUUUAUAUUUUACACUUGACAGCUGCUGGUACUGUUUUUGCAAAUGACACUACAAACCAAACUUUUUGUGUUGCAAAGGAUGGUGCUGAUCCGAAGAUGUUACAAGCAGCUCUUGAUUGGGCUUGUGGACCUGGGAAAGUUGAUUGCUCACCUUUGUUGCAGGGGCAACCAUGUUAUGAGCCCGAUAAUGUGGUUUCCCACUCAACUUAUGCUUUCAAUGCAUACUUCCAACAGAUGGGCAAGUCUACUGGAACCUGUGAUUUCAAGGGGGUGGCUACCAUCAGUACAACUGAUCCAAAUAUUGACUUACGAACGUUAGUGAUUGGUGCAGGUCACGGUUCAUGCAUAUUUCCUGGAAGUUUUGGAAAAAACGGCACCAUCACUAACGGUACAUCACUGGCUCCUUCGUCGAAUGACACGAGUUUAGGCUGCCCAACACCAUAUUUCUACAGGAGUUGUUCGUUCACAACCUCUGUGAUAAUAAGUGCUUUCCUUAUGACUGCUGUUUUCUUGUAGAACUUGUUUGUACUUUACCCUUUGGUUUUAACAACAUUCAAUCGUUUCUGAAAAUUCGAUUCCAUCUCUGUUGGAAUACUUGCAGCAAACCCAAUUUUGUUUCUCCUAUUGGGGUCGAGUCGAAGGAUGGAAAAUUUAACUGAACAUAUGGAUAGCAAGUAGUGUUUAGAUUGAUUUGGUUCGUUGUCAUUGGAGUCUGUACAAACCAACUAUGAGAUUAUUCAGGAUUUUUGAUGUGUAGCUAUCUUAUUCUUUAAACUUAAA